AUGCAUUUGGUCCAAUGUUUCAAUCCAGAAACUUGUAGCAUCGAAUUUAGGAGGGGCCUAAUUGUUCAUAUUACUGAAGAAGAUGUUGCAAGAGUUUUAGGGAUGCCAAUAGGGGACACACCCGUGCCUACGGAAUGCCUUGAAUUACACAAAACAAAAAUUGAAGAGGACUUUAAGGGAGGUUUUAAAGGGAUUGAAAUCGUGAAAUUGGAAAAUGUGAUUAAGGAAGGCGAUACUGAUGGGAAGUUUCAUAGGGCUUACAUGCUAUUUACAUUGGGAUGCUUGUUGUGCCCCACCACAAAGGAAGUUGCGAGGAAUAGAUUGUUCCCUGGGGUGAUUGCCGACGACCUUGAAACCUUAAAGACGUAUAAGUGGCCGGCCUUUGUGUUGGAUUGGUUGGUGAACAAGAUUCGAAAUUAUAAGGUUCAGGUAACCAAAGGUCGUGGACGGAAGGGGGAAGGAGUUGGUGGUAGUCUGUUCCUUUUUAUGGUCAUAUAUUUUGACUUACAUCCGCUGGAUGUUGAAAUUGGGAAGGAACCUGAGCCUCCUAUUGGCUUAUGGACAAAGGAAUUGAUCGAUAUUCGCAUUUCCAAAGAGGCGGACGACAAGCCAUUUGAGGAUUAUUUUUUUUCUCAGUUCCCUCCCCAUAAUUUGAAAAAUCAGAUCUGCAUUGAUAUGUACAAAGAUUUCAUGCGUCAAUUUAUGAAUAACUUAAAAAGGUUGCAUGAAAUGGAUGCUGCUAUGGGUGAGCCUGUCGUUGGAAGCCCUGUUCUUCGAAGCCCUCAAGAUGGUCUACGGGCAGAACCUGUAGAAGAUGAAGGCCAUUCACCACAAUUUAGGGAUCAGAUUCAUAAGGGGGACGAGGGGGAUCAUAUUAAGGAGCAGAGGGAUCAGAUUCAUAAAGGGGAGGAGGGGGAUCAUAUUAAGGAGAAGGGGGAUGAGAUUGAGGAGGAAGGGGAGGUGGGGGGGACAUCCAAAAUCAUGGAUGGGUCGGCGUCCUGUAAGCGAAAGCAGGAAGCGGUGGCGAUCUCAACUGAUCCCACAAAGAGAAAACGUCGAAGAAACGUGAAGCCGAGCCCAUCUAUUAAAUCUCCUUUUGUUGCACAACCCUUUGUCAAGACAACAAAAUUAAAGGAAGAAGAAGAAUCAGUCAUUAACUAUCUUAUUAGGGGACCGACAAAUGAUUUAAGGGAGGUGUUGAUCCGUAUUGAAGGGGCAAAGUGGCCUUUUACUCGCAAGGAAGUUGCUCAAUCGUUUAAACCGAGGGGCCUUGUGUGUAAUAUGGUUAUGUACACUUUUACGGAUUGGCGAAUGCUGAAGGAAAGAGCCCAUGCGACCAAGGCUCAUCCAUCACGUCACAUUUUCUCUCCAGCCUUUGCGUCCAAUCUACUUGCAACUGAAAGUGACAACUACAGCAAUGUAUUGCGGGAUGGUUGCGACCCUGAUAAACUAGGUUAUGACGUGUUAAAAUGUGACAUGGGGGAUGAAAACAAUUGA
This is a messenger RNA of Rhododendron vialii, 1497 nucleotides long. RefSeq lists its product as uncharacterized. Lineage: Eukaryota; Viridiplantae; Streptophyta; Magnoliopsida; Ericales; Ericaceae. The transcript is spliced from 8 exons. The record is from RefSeq and is a predicted model, not a curated record. Bases 1 to 1497 code for a protein of 498 amino acids.